Messenger RNA from Volvox carteri f. nagariensis, 342 nucleotides. RefSeq lists its product as uncharacterized. The record is from RefSeq and is a predicted model, not a curated record. Lineage: Eukaryota; Viridiplantae; Chlorophyta; Chlorophyceae; Chlamydomonadales; Volvocaceae. The transcript has 3 exons. Bases 1 to 342 code for a protein of 113 amino acids.
AUGCUUGAGGCCACCGGGCGGGACGGAAAGGUCCGCGACCCAGCAUUCUUCCUUGAAGCUACGGCCCUGUACGAAGUAGUCGGUGACGGCGUAGUAGUCACCAAGUGGUACAUUGACUCGACGUACAUUUUUGGUGGUGGUGCCGGUGUUGGCGGCUGGCACGGUGAUGUUUGCUGCCGCCCUGUAGUCCGGGUCUUGAUGGGCAGCAGCUCGUGCAGCCGUGUCCCGGUGUUGUUCUGCAGCCCUGCGCCCCGGAUCCAGAUGAGCAUCCCGCAUCCGGGCUGCAUCUACGCUGAGUGUACCCAGGCGCUCAUGACUGCGUGUCCCAGUCCGCUGGGGUGA